Molecule: messenger RNA, 1225 nt
Organism: Punica granatum (pomegranate)
Lineage: Eukaryota; Viridiplantae; Streptophyta; Magnoliopsida; Myrtales; Lythraceae
Source: RefSeq, a predicted model, not a curated record
UGAUGUCAUCAUCAUCUGCUCUGCAGCCCGGCCAAAGCGGAUUGCGAGGAAGCAGAUAACACUUCAAUGGCUUCCUUCACCUCUCCGACUUCACUCUCCUUCUUCUCCUCUUCCCUCUUCGUUCCCUCUUCCCACAAGACCGUAAACUCGCUCUCACUCUCGAGACCCGCCAAGUCCUCUCUUUACCCUUUCACCAUCCGCUCCGAGCUCACCACCCUCCCUAUCCUCUCCUUCACCGGUGAGAAGGUCGGAGAGACCUGCCUCGACCUUAAGUCGGCUCCUCCGGAGACCGCCCGCGCCGUCGUCCACCGCGCCAUCAUCACCGACCAGCAGAAUGCCCGCCGUGGCACCGCCUCCACCCGGACCCGGGGCGAGGUCCGCGGCGGUGGCAGGAAACCUUACCCACAGAAGAAGACCGGAAAGGCCCGCCGCGGGUCCCAGCGGACCCCUCUCCGCCCGGGCGGUGGGGUAAUUUUCGGCCCCAAGCCCCGAGAUUGGUCCAUCAAAAUCAACCGCAAGGAAAAGAGACUUGCCAUUUCCACUGCACUCAGCAGCGCUGUUGAGAGCAUGACUGUCGUGGAGGAUUUUGGCGAUAAGUUUCCAGUCCCGAAGACGCAGGAGUUCACAGCGGCGAUGAGGAGGUGGGGAAUCGACCCGAAGGAGAAAUCCAUGUUCUUGAUGACACAGGUUGCAGACAAUGUGAAGCUUUCGAGCAGGAAUAUCGGGACUUUGAGGAUGCUGACACCGAGGACGCUGAAUCUGUUUGAUAUAUUGAAUGCAGAAAGGUUGGUGCUAACCCCUGCGGUGGUGGAUUUUUUGAAUGCGAGGUAUGGGAUGGACUACGAUGGAGAUAGUGAGGAGGAUGGAGAGUUUGAAGAGGGUGAAGGAGGAGAAGAAGACGGAGAAGAAGCAGCGCAAGAAGGAGCUGAAUCUGAUGAGAACUGAUGAUGAAAGGGAGCAAUCAAGAAGGAUUAGCAUCAUCAUACCGUGACUAGAAGAACGGAUGUGCGCAUCGGCAAAUGUACAUGUUACAUCGUAUGAUGUAACUGCAGCGACCAGAGUUGAUUUUUUCUUCGUCAAUUUUCUUUCUUUCUUUUUUUUUUUUUUUUUUUCCAGAUAUCUGUUCUCUAAUCUGAGGCUAUUCUAUCAUUUAGACGUUUGUCGAUGUAAAUUUGAAUGGUAGUUCUAUCCUAUCAAUUCUUGAAUGUUGAUUUGGUUACCUUCA